GGGUUCAGUACACUUGCAGGCCAUCCACCAUCAUGGCUCACGGAGCAGCUAAACGAAUUGCGCUACAGAAUGAACAGGCCCUCCGAAAUCUGAGGCUUGGAAUGUUCAUCCCCACCCUCCUCUCUGCAGUCUUCCGUCUUUUAUUCCGGCGAAGCUCUCUUCCUCCAUCCAAGGGCUCGCUGGCACUCUACGUUGUGACGUAUCUCCCUGCCUUAUUCCUUUCACGCUAUCUUGAAAGGAUGGGCACUACAAGACGGGACCCAACAACUGGAGCACUCAUCUCUCCCGGAGAAGACCUUAAUCAACCGGGAGUAACAGAAUGGUGUUUCGAUAUACUUUAUGUCACAUGGGCGUGUCAGAUCAGCAGUGGGGCGUUCGGUGAUUGGGUUUGGUGGUUCUACCUUGUGAUCCCAUUGUACGCCGCAUACAAACUAUGGAGUAACUUCAUUGGGCCAAUGCUCGGUUGGUCCCGUGGUGCGAGCUCUCAGGCCGCGGAAGGGGGUGGCGAGAAGGAAACGGUCAGCAAAAGGCAAGAAAAAUUACGAAAACGCUCAGAACGGGGUGAUCCACGUAUCCGCUCUGUGCGAAAGUAGUCCUAUCUGCAUUUGUUAAAAGAACUUCCACACUUGUUUUCGAUAUUCUGUGACUACACAGUGCAAGCUUGCGAUCCAAAUAUAGAUGACUACUUUGUGA
Suillus fuscotomentosus is the source of this 693-nucleotide messenger RNA. RefSeq lists its product as uncharacterized. NCBI's taxonomy places the organism in Eukaryota, Fungi, Basidiomycota, Agaricomycetes, Boletales, Suillaceae. Bases 33 to 593 code for a protein of 186 amino acids. Gene Ontology annotation, biological process: vacuolar protein processing. Gene Ontology annotation, cellular component: intracellular membrane-bounded organelle. The transcript has 4 exons. The record is from RefSeq and is a predicted model, not a curated record.